This is a messenger RNA of Stereum hirsutum FP-91666 SS1, 2325 nucleotides long. Its product is annotated as DNA mismatch repair protein MutL. Bases 1 to 2325 code for a protein of 774 amino acids. Gene Ontology annotation, cellular component: MutLalpha complex. NCBI's taxonomy places the organism in Eukaryota, Fungi, Basidiomycota, Agaricomycetes, Russulales, Stereaceae. The record is from RefSeq and is a predicted model, not a curated record. The transcript is spliced from 13 exons. Gene Ontology annotation, biological process: mismatch repair. Gene Ontology annotation, molecular function: ATP binding; ATP hydrolysis activity; mismatched DNA binding.
AUGAGUGCCGAUAACUCGUCGACACCAGUGGAUCCUAAACCUAUUCGUCGGCUUGAACAAUCGCUCGUCAAUCGCAUAGCGGCCGGGGAGAUAAUACACCGCCCAGCUUCAGCGCUCAAAGAGCUCUUGGAAAACAGUUUGGAUGCCGGCACAACAUCUAUACGCGUCACAGUCAAAGAUGGUGGCCUCAAGCUCAUGCAGAUCCAAGAUAACGGUUGUGGUAUAAAGAAAGGCGAUCUCCCUAUUCUUGCCCAGCGUUUUACUACAUCGAAGCUCGCUACGUUCUCAGAUUUGUCUCAUUUGACGACCUACGGCUUUCGCGGAGAAGCCCUGGCUUCCAUCUCUCACAUCGCCAACCUGACUGUGACGACCAAGACAAAGAAAGACUCCUGUGCUUGGAAAGCCUGUUACAUCGACGGAGAAUUGGUCUCCGCUAAAGACGGACAAUCGCCUGAGCCAAAACCUUGUGCGGGUAACGAUGGCACUACGAUUUUGGUGGAGAACCUCUUCUACAAUACACCUACCCGUCUUUCUGCCUUACGAAGCUCAUCCGAGGAGUAUGCUCGUAUUCUUGACGUUGUAACCAAGUACGCCGUACACAACCCAUUGGUGGCCUUCGUCUGCAAGAAGGCAGGAUCCCCAUCGCCCGACCUUACCACACCUUCAGCAUCUACGACUCCCACAGCCAUCCGCUUGCUCUACGGCCAAGCUAUUGGCAAAGAGCUCAUGUACAUCCAUGUGACGCCUCCAUCUGAAAAGAAGGGCAAGAGAAAAAGACCAAGCAAGGACGAAGACGACGACAUCGAGAAGGAAGAAGAGACUGAACGCGAGAAUGCAUGGGAGGCGGAGGUGCAUUGCACCAAUGUCAACUAUCAUGCAAAACAGAUGAUCUUCAUCUUGUUCAUCAACCACCGACUCGUGGAAUCGUCAAGGAUUAAACGGGCAAUUGAGGCUGUGUAUACCAGCAUUCUUCCGAAAGGUUCCUCGCCAUUCGUUUAUCUCAGUUUACUUCUAGAUCCCACGACUGUGGACGUCAACGUCCACCCGACCAAGCGUGAAGUACAUUUCCUAAAUGAAGAGACUAUCACAGAACAUGUCUGCGACGCAAUUCACAAUAAACUGGCCGCCAUAGGAGAGAGGACGUAUGAAUACCAGACCUUACUCACCGGAGGACUUGUAGACUCCGACAAAGACAAGCAGUCCAAAGGGAAGUCCAAAGUUCGAUCACCGGAAGAUCAGAACGUUGCCAACGCCGAAGUCCUAAAUAGCGAUGCAGAGGAAGACAAUAACGGCCCUGGCGCCGUUCAAGUAUCUGCUCCAGCUCCGAAAAUGCCGAGGAAGAAAACCUCAUCACAACACAAAGUACGAACAUCUGUUGCUGAUCGGACUUUAGAUUCGAUGUUCCCCGUCUUGCAUCCAUCGACAUCGCAAGGAAACCCUGUUCAAUCACUAGCUGGUCAUAGCUCGCCCACUGAUGUGAAGGCCACUGAUCCGGAUGUGCCAUCUUCGAGCCAACGUCCUGGUAAAGAAAGGUCGAAACUCAUACCAGAGAGCAUAUGCAAUCUACUUAGCGUUCAAGAAUUACGACGAGCUGUGGCGAGCCGGAAGCAUCAACAACUCUCUGAGAUUCUAGAAAAACACACAUUUGUCGGGGUAGUGGAUCUCGAACAGGAGCUUAGCCUUGUCCAGUUCAGCACACAGCUGUACCUCGUCGAUCACGGUGCUUUGGCGGAAGAGCUAUUUUAUCAGCUGGGUCUACGACAAUUUGGCGAUAUGCCCCGGUUGAAGCUGGACCCACCAGCUCCAUUGCGCCUCCUGCUUUCUACAGCGGUGGAGACCGAAGAAAGCACAAAGGGUACACAGCUAACAACGUCUGAGAUUGUCGAUGUUAUAGAGGAGACGCUCAUGCAACGUCGAGAGAUGCUACUGGAGUACUUUUCCAUAGUCAUCACGGACGAAGGGAUGAUCGAAACGCUCCCAAUGCUACUCAAAGACUAUUCUCCGAACCUAGACAAGCUACCGUUGUUCCUCAUGCGUCUUGGUCCACAGGUUGACUGGACCUCGGAGAAAGGCUGUUUCGAUACCUUCCUUCGCGAGCUGGCUUACUUCUACACACCUGGUCCAACGCUCUCCCCCUCUGACGUCGCUGUUGACGACGAGAAACUGCUCAAGCCAAAAGAGGUCCAAGCAGAGAGGUGGCAAAUCCAGCACACGCUCUUCCCUGCUAUGCGUCGAUAUCUCUCCGCCCCGAAGUCCUUGCUGGCCCGGGACGUCGUGCAAGUAGCAGAUUUGCCCAACUUGUACAAGAUCUUCGAGCGAUGCUAG